Messenger RNA from Plenodomus lingam JN3, 3063 nucleotides. The record is from RefSeq and is a predicted model, not a curated record. NCBI's taxonomy places the organism in Eukaryota, Fungi, Ascomycota, Dothideomycetes, Pleosporales, Leptosphaeriaceae.
AUGCCAACCACUAGCACGAAGAAGUCGCGCAAAAAGAAGCGCGUGCCCUCGGCCCCCUCUCCCCUCACCUACCCCCAACACGCUGCACCGCGCCACAGCCCUGCGCCCAACCACACCGUCAUGCGCUCUAGCUCCAAAAAAGACCGCAUAUGGAACACGUCGACCCAGGAGGAGCGCGAGCGCAUACGCGAGUUCUGGCUGUCUCUCGGCGAAGACGAGCGCAAGUCGCUGGUCAAGAUUGAAAAGGAGGCCGUCUUGCGCAAGAUGAAGGAGCAGCAGAAGCAUUCGUGCAGCUGCACCGUGUGUGGGAGGAAGCGCACCGCCAUCGAGGAGGAGCUGGAGGUGCUCUAUGAUGCAUAUUACGAGGAACUCGAGCAGUACGCACAUCACCAACAAGACGUCGCUACUUUCUUGCCACAGGCUAAUUAUGGCUAUGCGUCCAGUGCUCCCCAUCCACGCCCGCUAAUGAACACCCACCCACCCCCAGCGCACUACGAAGACGACGAAGACGAGGACGAGUACUCUGACAACGAGGAGGAGGAAGACUAUUCCAACAGCGACAUCUCGUCAGAAGGCGACUACAGCUCGGAAGAACGCAGUCUACCGCCGCCCGAGGCAUCCGACUUUCUCCAGUUUGGUAGUAGUCUGCAAGUCAAAGGUGGCAUCUUGACCGUGGCAGACGACCUGCUGAAGAAUGACGGCAAGAAAUUCAUAGAGAUGAUGGAGCAGCUUGCCGAGCGUAGGAUGCAAAGGGAAGAAGAGGCUUCGUAUCAGGCCCAUCCGAGCAUGUACCGUGCACACAGUGGUCACAAUCACGAAGCUCCACCGCCGCCAGACGAAGAGGACUUUGACGACGAGGGAGACGAGGAGGAGGGCUACGAGGACGACGACUAUGAAGAGGAUGACGAGGAUGAGGAUGACGCGAUGACCGAGGAGCAGCGGAUGGAGGAAGGGAGGCGUAUGUUUCAAAUCUUUGCCGCCCGCAUGUUCGAACAACGCGUACUCCAGGCCUAUCGAGAGAAAGUCGCUGCGGAGAGGCAGCAACGGCUGCUCGAAGAAUUGGCCGAGGAGGAUAUUCGAAAGGAUCAGAAGGAAGCAAAGAAGGCCAAGGAAGCGCAGAAACGGAAAGAGAAGAAGGACAAGCAAAAGCAGCAGAAGGCUGAAGAGAAGGCACGCAAAGACGCUGAACUCGCCGCAAAGGAGGCCGAGCUGAAGGCGGCCGAAGAGAAGCGGCUGGAGGAGCAACGUCGGAAGCGCGAAGAACAGCGGAAGAAGAAGGAGGCGGAGCGAAAGGCCCAAGAAGAGGAGAAGCAGCGGAAAGAAGCAGAGCGCCUGAAGCGUCAACAAGAGGAACGCGAUCGACAGCAGGAGGCCGAGCGGAAAGCACGCGAGCAAAAGGCGCAGGAGAAGAAGCUCAAGGAGGAGGCCAAGCGCAAGGAGCGAGAAGAGCGAGAAUCAAAGGAGAAGGAAGCUCGCGAAAAGAAGGCUCACGAGGAAAACAUGCGCAAGGAUCCAGACGCCAAAGCGAAAGCGGACAGAGAGCGAAUUCGAAAGGAAGAACAGGCGGCCGCUGCAGCCGCUCACAACGCAGUCGCUGGGAGGAAAGCAUCGCAGCCGAUUGCAGUCGCUUUACCUCCGCCUCAACUCCUCAAGCAGAAUUCAUCUACGGGUAUGCCAUCGCCCCACGUCACGCCUGCAGUUCCCAAGGCACCAACACCCAGCAAGCCACGCCAAACUUCCCAGCACGACUCACACGGUUCGUCUCCCAAGACUCCGCAGGUAGCUUCAGGGACAAGCAAGUCCACUUCUCCUGGUUCCCAGACACACAAUCCGAUCAUGCCCAGGUCCAUAUUGACGAAACCGCAAGCCGUGCCACCGCAGGCGCCAUCGCACCAUAAUCAACCGACAUCGCCGCUGCCUCCCAUGGGACUACCACCAGGCAUGCAAGGUCCACCUGGUCUGGGCAUGGGUGGCAUGCCUCCUGGACUCAACGGCUUUCCUGGCCAGGGUCCAAUGAUGCCCGGCAUGAUGGGUCAACGGCAGAGCAUGCCAUUCUUCCCGCAGCCUGGGGUUCAGAAUUUUCGGGGUUUUCCACCGCCAGGGAUGCAUGCGCCCGGCACGAUGCCCAUGGGCCGUGGAUAUUCCAUGGAUGGACCUCCAGGAUUCUCGGCCCCACCGGGAUUCCCAGUUCCUGGACAGAUGCCUUCAGCUUUCGGGAUGAACAUGCCAAGUCACUCUCGACAGCGCUCGGGGUCCUUUGAAAGGCUGGCCAACCUCGACAGCCCACUGGCUGCACCUCAGGCACAGCCUAUCCAACGGCCGGCGCCGAUCCAGCGGCCUUCUAGUGUCAAGCCUCAUGACGCCCAUGGCUCCGAUGUGGACGAUCUGGCGAAUCAUCUAGGCAGCAAGGCUCUCUUGGACGAUGAAGAGGACAUACCUGAGCCCAUGGACCGUCGUGCGAGUGUACAACAGCACGGUAGUCUCCGUGGCGCUUCACCCCUAGCACCCUUUGGCUUUGCAAAUCUAUCUGGCUCGCAAUACGGUUCAUUUGGAGGUCCCAACAGUGGAAACAUCUGGGGCACGCCACCUUUGCAAUCCUUUGGAGCCGCUCAUGCAUGGGCCAACUCGCCAACGUCAAACCUCUUUAGUAACCCGUUUCCACCGGCCCAUCCUCGUGGCCCCAAUGAGCCACGUCUGGUCUGGCUUCGUCGCAUCGUGUGCUCGGCCUGCAAAAACAUUUCGACCCGUGCUCCCACCCAGGACGGCUACGUGGAGGCUGGUGAAGUUCAGCAAUACAUUGACGGGCUGAAGAACCCGAUGGAGCCUGCAGUGUCAUUGGAAGAGAUCAAAGAAGCCUGCGACAUCAUUGACACGACUUCGACCAACGGCGGAGGCACACUUGAAUACAAGGAGGUGGGAGGUCGUCUGUCUUACAUCAAAUUCGUCGACUCACAAGCCCCUCCGCCCUCACUCGGCGAGAUCGGUAGUCCCAUCCCUAGCCACAGCGUGUUGGCUGGCGGAUUUGGAGCGCGCUUCCCCGGCCUCGGACCGCAAGGGUUUUGA